AUAUCAUAUCUUUGUUCGCCAAAAUGUCGCAGCGACUUGCGGGUGGUAUUAUUAUUUUGUCAAAAAUUUCAUGAUUGUGGACAAUUUAAGAAGCCAAAAUGAAGAAAGAAUUCCGAAUUCUUAUCUGGUUUUUCGUGAAAAAGUAAAAUUAAAAGUCUCUCAUAUCAUUGUGUCGCGUAAUAAACAAAUAAAUUCGCACUAGACAAACCAUCGACGACGGUACAAUUUUUUUUUUAACCAAAUUGUGAGCAAUAUUUUUAUCGAGUAUUAUUGUCGUAAAAAGGAAUCUAACGAAAGAUAAAAUAUUAGUGAUGGGUGCUAAGCCCAGUACAGCGAAUGGGGGACAUCAAGGUUCUAGAGAACGGGCCUUCUCAACAAGCAUGCAUACUACAAACGAUAGACAAAGGGCAAGAAGUUUAUCUUCGGUUCCAGAUUUACAAGCUAGUCAUAAUAAUCACGAAGCAAUGUCGAUACCACCAAAUGCCGUUGCUACACAGUCUGUUAGCCAUGAGGAUAAUGCAAGUGUAAAUGCAAUUGCUUUAGGCCGAUUCACAGCUACUUCCUUGCCUUCUCACAUAUGGUCUUGGAAUGGCAUCAAAUGUCCGGUGUGCAGCAAAUUUGUAUUGCCAGAUGACAUCGAGUGUCAUUUAGUUAUGUGCCUAACCAAACCUCGUUUAUCAUACAACGAGGACGUCUUAACCGAUGCCAAGGGAGAAUGUGUUAUAUGUUUAGAUGAUUUAAAUGCGGGAGAUGUUAUUGCUAGGUUGCCAUGUUUAUGUAUCUACCACAAAGGCUGCAUAGAUAAAUGGUUUGAGGUAAAUCGUUGCUGUCCAGAACAUCCUGGUGAUUAGUAUAGCCAAGUAAAAUUAUUUAUAGGGAAAAUGAAAAGGGAAGAACGUUUAUAUCUAAAAACCAAGAAAACAAUUACACACCUCAAGCCAUUUUUUUUUACAUGAAAUUGAAUUAAAAUAAAAACAAAACAAAACAAAACAAAACGAUAGUCAAAUAAUUUAUAAUCCACGAAAACGAAAGUAAAUUUCAACAAAAUGUCAACAAAAAGGAAAUGAUUUUAAUAAAUCAUUAAACUUAAGAAAAAAGUAAUAAUAAUAAAAAAAACCAAGAAACAAACGGCGGGUCACAUAUUUUCGCUGCGCUAUCAAUCAAUAUUUUAUUGCAAAAAUAAAAUAAGAAAAAUUAACAUAAAUUAAUUCUUAAAAAAAAGUAAAGAAAAGAAGCCUCAUGCUGCUAAUUAUAAUCCGAAAUUUCAUGUGUUGAAGUUAGUUUUAAAUGGUAAAAAAGAAGAAGAAAGGAAGCAAACAACAACUAAAAAUGAAAAUAGUUUUUUUUGUCAACUGUGGUUUUUUCUAGAGAUAGUUGACGCAAUAAUGAGACUGUUUUAAAAUAAUAAUAAAGAUAAAGAAAGUAAUUUUUAAGGGAAGUAAUAAUUAAAAAAAAGAAAAAAAAUUAAAUUAAAUUAAUGGAAAACUAAAUGUUGUUUUUAAAUCUAAUAAUGUAAUGAGGCAACACGUUUUUUUAAUUUUGUUUAGGAUUUUUUUUUUUUAUUAAAACAAAAAAACAAAACAAACAAACGAGUAAAUGCGAAAGUGAUUUUAAGUGUGUUUUGGCUCAACAACAGUACUAAUUUAACCAAACCAUAAAAUAAAGUAAUGUGUAAUUAUAGUAAAAAAAAACAUGAUAGCAUGUUGUGUACGCAUGGUAUCUUCUGGUAGUGAAUGGAUUAAAAUAAACAAAAAAAAUGUAAAGAGAAAGAGAGAAAUAACAAAAGUGUGAUGUGACACAGAAUUGAAAUUUUAAAUUUAAAGUUAAAUUAAAAAAAUGAAACGAAAGAAAAAAGAAAUUUGUUAAGGACCGUUGAAUGUUUGUAUAUUUACGCGAAAUGAAAUGGCUAAUCCAAUUUUAACGAGUAUAUAAUUUUUAUUUUGAAUGUUUUUUAAAUGUAUAAAAUAAAAAACACAAACAAAAAAAAUAUUUAAAGAAAAAUAAAUAAAUACAAAAAUAACGACCAAGGAUGAUUCUGUUUUUAUUAAUUAUUAUUAAUUUUUUGAUUGUUUUUUUUAUUAAAUUUGAAAGUUUUUUAAACGAAACAAAUUUUUCUUUUUUAUUAUUAUUAACUAUUGAAUAUUGGUGACUAUAUUUACCGUGACUAUUUAACUCUUUUUUUUUGAACAUAAUAAAUUGUAAAUAAAUGUUAAUUUGAAGGAAACAAAAACUAAAAAAAUUUAAUAUUUUUUUUACUUUUUACAAACACAAACAAAUGCUGCAGUUUUGUUAAAAAUUCUAUUAAUUUUUAAACUUAUUUUUUAAAAAAUAUUACAAAAAAUGGAGAAAAAAAAUUAAUAGCAAGUGAUAUAUAUUGACUAAUCGUGGAGUAAGAUUUUAAGGAUUUUUACUGUGUAAGGAUGAUGAUGUUAUGUAAUUAUAAAUCAAUAAAUUAAACGAAA
Molecule: messenger RNA, 2462 nt
Organism: Bradysia coprophila
Lineage: Eukaryota; Metazoa; Arthropoda; Insecta; Diptera; Sciaridae
Product: E3 ubiquitin-protein ligase ZNRF1
Biological process (GO): proteasome-mediated ubiquitin-dependent protein catabolic process; protein K48-linked ubiquitination
Cellular component (GO): intracellular membrane-bounded organelle; membrane; cytoplasm
Molecular function (GO): ubiquitin protein ligase activity
Source: RefSeq, a predicted model, not a curated record